Molecule: messenger RNA, 165 nt
Organism: Prunus armeniaca (apricot)
Lineage: Eukaryota; Viridiplantae; Streptophyta; Magnoliopsida; Rosales; Rosaceae
Source: the annotation of a GenBank genome assembly
AUGGAGGCAAGGUUGUGGGCUAGCCACCUCAGAUGUAAAGGGGAAGAUCACGGGGCAGCCACCUCAGAUCUAAAUGCCGACGACGAUGUAGAGAGGGAGAGGGACGCAGAGGAUGAAGAAUGGAGGAUGGGGUGCCGAAUUUUACGACAGAGCCGACUGUCAUAG